Messenger RNA from Nyctereutes procyonoides (raccoon dog), 1523 nucleotides. It is a transcript of the gene HSPBP1, whose product is annotated as HSPA (Hsp70) binding protein 1. The record is from RefSeq and is a predicted model, not a curated record. NCBI's taxonomy places the organism in Eukaryota, Metazoa, Chordata, Mammalia, Carnivora, Canidae. The coding region runs from base 223 to 1296 and encodes 357 amino acids. The transcript is spliced from 8 exons.
GUUGGGAGGGGGCGCCGGAAACUUCCGGGCGAGACCGGCGCAUUUCCGGUCAAAAUGGCGGCGCCCACCAGAGUCAGGUGGCAGCGACUCUAUCUUUAGUAGCGGCGGCGACUUGAGGCCCGGGGGAGCAGUCCCCCAGGAGUCGACCCAUCCCGACGCCAGAACUACCUCAGCGCUGACCACCUCCUACCCCAAACACAGUCUUCCCUUCAGAAACGGCCCAUGGCGGACCAGGGCUCAGGGGGCAGCCGCCUCCCUCUGGCGCUGCCCCCAGCCUCCCAGGGCUGCUCAUCCGGGGGCGGCGGCUCCUCUGCGGGGAACUCGGGCCAUCCUCUGCCCCCUCGAAACCUUCAAGGCCUGCUGCAGAUGGCUAUCACGGCGGGUUCUGAGGAACCAGACCCCCCUCCAGAACCCAUGAGUGAGGAGAGGCAUCAGUGGCUGCAGGAGGCUGUGUCAGCAGCCUUCCGGGGCCAGCGGGAGGAAGUCGAGCAGAUGAAGAACUGUCUUCGAGUGCUGUCCCAGCCUAUACCCUCCUUGGCCGUUGAGGCUGAACUGGCCACUGACCAGCAGGAACGCGAGGGGGCCCUGGAGCUGCUGGCCGACCUGUGUGAAAACAUGGACAAUGCUGCAGACUUCUGCCAGCUGUCAGGCAUGCACCUGCUGGUGGGCCGCUACCUGGAGGCAGGGCCUGCAGGGCUGAGGUGGCGAGCAGCACAGCUCAUCGGCACGUGCAGCCAGAAUGUGGCAGCCAUCCAGGAGCAAGUGCUGGGCCUGGGUGCCCUGCGCAAGUUGCUGAAGCUGCUUGACCGGGACCCCUGUGACUUGGUGCGCGUGAAGGCCCUCUUUGCCAUCUCCUGCCUGGUCCGGGAGCAGGAGGUGGGGCUGCUGCAGUUCCUUCGCCUGGAUGGCUUCUCUGUGUUGAUGCGGGCCAUGCAGCAGCAGGUGCAAAAGCUCAAGGUCAAGUCCGCAUUCCUGUUGCAGAACCUGCUGGUGGGCCACCCUGAACACAAAGGGACUCUGUGCUCCAUGGGGAUGGUCCAGCAGCUGGUGGCCCUGAUCCGGACAGAACACAGCCCCUUCCAUGAGCAUGUGCUUGGAGCCCUGUGCAGCCUGGUGACAGACUUCCCCCAGGGCGUGCGCGAGUGCCGGGAGCCCGAGCUGGGCCUGGAGGAGCUCCUCCGCCACCGCUGCCAGCUGCUGCAGCAGCACGAGGAGUAUCAGGAGGAGCUGGAGUUCUGCGAAAAGCUGCUACAGACCUGUUUCUCCAGCCCGACGGACGACAGCAUGGAUCGGUGAACCCCGGUGGCUCAGCACCCCCUCUCUGUGGGAACCCCAGGCGUCCUGUCUCCCAGGGGGAGAGCAGAGCCUUGUUGGUGCGCAGCCAGGGCGGCCCGCCCGGUUCGCUAAAGAAGGCGCCGGCCCCUGGGCUCCACCCCUCACGCUAGCACUUUCCCCUUCCGCACCGCGUUCCCGGUUCCCCCUUCCGUGUCCACACUGUUCUCUAAUAAAGGUGUUCUCCUCCA